Molecule: messenger RNA, 2489 nt
Organism: Dicentrarchus labrax (European seabass)
Lineage: Eukaryota; Metazoa; Chordata; Actinopteri; Moronidae
Gene: lpcat4
Product: lysophosphatidylcholine acyltransferase 4
Exons: 13
Coding region: 368-1912 (514 amino acids)
Biological process (GO): phosphatidylcholine acyl-chain remodeling
Cellular component (GO): endoplasmic reticulum
Molecular function (GO): 1-acylglycerophosphocholine O-acyltransferase activity; calcium ion binding
Source: RefSeq, a predicted model, not a curated record
GGUUGUUUUACUUCAGUGUGUGUUUCGCCAUGUGGAUAGAGGUCGGAGGAGUUGGUUUUUAGUAGUUUAUCGUCGUUUGCUGUUGUUGUUGUUGUUGUUGUAGUUGUUUUUUUCAGCCGUUGAAUUCAGCUCAACCGUUUUUUUUUAACGUUCUAUUUUUAAAUCUGACUGCGCGAGACACUUUUAACGGUUUUCGGAAAAAAGCAAGGAGCUGUCGAUAACUUAUUUUUUUCUUCCUUUAACUGAGUUAAAAUUAGUGUCUUUUUUUUUUUUUACUCUUUUAAAAAGUUUAAUUUUUUUAUACUUGUUUAUUUUUUAAUUUUUUUUUAAUUUUUGGGAACUUGGCGGUCAGGUUUGCCCCGUCGCCAUGGAGAAACACGAUUGUCACUCGGCAACGCAUGAGUAUCCACAUCCAUUCAUUCACAAGGUGAAGCUGACCCGGGCGCAGAGGAUCAGGGGCAUCAUCCUGGGCAGCAUCCUCUUCCCUCUCCGGGUCAUCGUGGCGGCUCUCUUCUUCCUCAUCUCGUGGCCUCUCGCCCGACUGCGUUUGGCCGGCCUGCCCGAGGAGGACCGCUCUCGCCCCGUCAAGGGCUGGCGGCUCUGGCUCCUCCACCCGAUCGUCUGGUUGCUGACCCGAGCUGUCUUCUUCUCCUUGGGCUUCCUGUGGCUGAAGGUCAAAGGUCGCAGGGCGGACCUGAAGGAGGCGCCGGUGCUGGUGGUGGCGCCUCACAGCGGCUUUCUGGACAUCGUGGUUUUGUUUCCGGCCCAGCUGGCGACGGUGGUGUCGCGGUCGGAGAACACCAGCCUGCCCGUCAUAGGAGCUCUGCUUGAGUUCAACCAGUCUGUGAUUGUGAGCAGAAAGGAUCCAGAAUCGAGGAAAAAGGCAGUCGCCCAGCUCACAGAGAGGUUGACCUCUGGUGGCUACUGGCCUCAGAUGCUGAUGUUCCCUGAGGGAACCACAACUAACGGCAGCGCUCUCAUCAAAUUCAAACCCGGUGCGUUCCUCGCCGGAGUCCCGGUCCAACCUGUUCUGUUGCGUUACCCCAACGAGCUGGAUACUGUUCGAUGGACAUACAAAGGAACAACCUGGGUUGAGGCACUGUGGCACACAACUUCACAGUUCUACACCAACCUGACUGUUGAGUUCCUGCCCGUUUACAAACCCUCCCAGGAGGAGAAGAAUGACCCCAACCUGUACGCAGACAACGUUCAGAAACUCAUGGCCAAGGCCCUGGGAAUCCCAGCUACAGAUUAUGUGAUGGAGGGCCGAGUUCCUGUCAAUAAACUGGGUGGUCUCUCUCUCCCACUGGACUCACCUGCCAGGGAAACACUCUCACUGUUGCACAAAGACGGUCUCGGCGUGCAUGAAGUGGAAGCAGCACUGGACAGAAUGAUUGACAGGUGUCAGUCAGGAGCUCAGGGGACCGUCCAGGCCAGCGCGGAGGAGCUCGCCUCUCUUCUCGGGCUGACGGAUAAACAGACAGCUGCCAGGAUCUGUGGCCUUUACUCCAAGGAUGAAAUUGUGGACCUCAGACAGGUCUAUUUGAGUGUUGCUGCUUUGUCAGGAUUUGCCAGCUUCAAGUCACUGCUCCACACUGCUUUUACACUAUUUGACAAAGAGGGCAAAGGCAGUCUGAGUGCAGAGGAGCUGUCAGACCUCAUGGGGGCGCUGCUGGGUUUCCCUCAGCACCACACAGCUGAGCUUUACACUCAGGCCUCCAGUCAAGGCCAGCUUACUGAAGAACGUCUGCUGCGAGUGCUGACGACCCACCCGACCUAUCAGAGAGUGGCGAACGAGUACAUGCAGCCCAAGGAGGCGGGCUCUCUGCUGGCCAGUGGGAAGGCUGUGAACAACAACGGAAACAUGCAAAACAGCAACGGGUCCUUCCACUACAAGAAAAAAGUUGAAUGAGAACGAAGAUUUCUUGUAUUUUUUUUUUUUUUUUUUACAGGAUGACCUGUCGAGUUUGUUACAUACUUGUUGCAUCCUAACGGGACAAAUCAAACUAGAAUAACCAUCGACUAAGAAUUGUAUUUUUUAAGGUGUGUGUGUGUGUGUGUGUGUGUGUGUGUGUGUGUGUGUGUGUGUGUGUGUGUGUGUGGUAAAUCGGUAUUGCUGUAACAUUAUAAAACCAAAGAACACCCUUAAUAAUGACUACAGUAAUUCUUGGAGGUGUGUGUAAGUGUAAGAUUAGGUCCAGUUUGAGGACUUGCAGUUCAUGUUUACCAUUUAAUUUUUUAAAAUUACCCUCAAGAAAUCUUGUUCCCGUGUUGUUCAAGAUGCCGUUAAAGGACUCAUUUACUUGUCAUUCGAAGCCAUGAAAUGUCUUAUUUAUUGAAUUUCUUCUAUGUUUAUUGGUGAAUGUAACGGUAUGUGCAAAAAGAAACUUUACACUGUAAAUGAAAAUUUAUUUUAUGUAAAUGAAUUCUUAUUCCAUUUUUCUGUGAAUAUUGUUUCUAUUUAACAAUUAAACUGUGAAUUCUUUUAA